Molecule: messenger RNA, 537 nt
Organism: Diabrotica virgifera virgifera (western corn rootworm)
Lineage: Eukaryota; Metazoa; Arthropoda; Insecta; Coleoptera; Chrysomelidae
Product: acireductone dioxygenase
Exons: 1
Coding region: 1-537 (178 amino acids)
Molecular function (GO): acireductone dioxygenase [iron(II)-requiring] activity
Source: RefSeq, a predicted model, not a curated record
AUGGUUCGUGCUUGGUAUAUGGACAACGACAGUGCUAGUGAUAAGAAUUUACCUCAUCAAAAAAUACCAGGCGAAUAUAUUAAUAUAAAUGAUUUAAAUAGUUCACUUGGCGUUAAAUAUUAUAAAAUUAAUAUUGCUACCAUUGAUACAGACGGUGUGUUAGACAAGAUAAAGGAACAAAAUGGUUGCCACUACGAAGACGAAAUAACCACGGAAAAAUGUUUACAGAACAAUGGAGAAAUGUCCAAAAUUUUUUACACUGAACACCUUCAUAAGGAUGACGAAAUUCGUUUAUGUGUUGAGGGAUCUGCUUAUUUUGAUGUACGAGAUAGGAGUGAGGAGUGGGUUAGAAUUGAAAUUGUACCAGGAGAUUUGCUGAUAUUACCAAGUGGAAUCUACCAUAGAUUUACUUUGGAUACUCAGAAUCAUAUCAGAUUAAGAAGAUUUUUUAUUUCGGAUGCCAAUUGGUCUUCCUUUAACAGACCUAGUGAUAAUAUGGAUUGCCGUAAGAAUUAUGUUCAGAAAUUACAAAAUUAA